Lacerta agilis (Sand lizard) is the source of this 1013-nucleotide messenger RNA. RefSeq names its product myosin light polypeptide 6-like. NCBI's taxonomy places the organism in Eukaryota, Metazoa, Chordata, Lepidosauria, Squamata, Lacertidae. The transcript is spliced from 7 exons. The record is from RefSeq and is a predicted model, not a curated record. Gene Ontology annotation, molecular function: structural constituent of muscle; calcium ion binding. Gene Ontology annotation, cellular component: myosin II complex. The coding region runs from base 75 to 707 and encodes 210 amino acids.
GAGCUGAGGAUCCUGUCUACAUCUGCUGACUUCUUCCCCUCCGCUCCAUUCCCAGCAGGAGACACAGAGUGAACAUGCCCCCAAAGAAGGAUGCCCCAGUGAAAAGGCCAGUAGCCCCACCUGCCAAACCAGCAGCUAAGCCGGCUCUAGCGAAGCCAGGAACCCCGGCAGCUAAAGGCAAAGCACCAGAAACAGCACCACCAGCGGUACCACCAAAGCCUAAGGAGCCUCCAAUUGACCUCUCCAAAGUUGUGAUUGAAUUCACUAAGGAGCAGUUGGAAGAUUACAAAGAGGCCUUUGGGCUCUUUGAUCGGGUUGGUGAUGGCAAAAUCCAGUUGGGCCAGUGCGGAGAUGUGAUGAGGGCCGUGGGACAGAAUCCCACCAAUGCCGAGAUCAUGAAAGUCCUGGGACACCCCAAGACGGAUGAGCUGAAUUCUAAGCGGGUGGAGUUUGAAGAGUUCCUGCCCAUGUUGCAGACUAUUGCCAAGAACAAAGAUCAGGGAACCUACGAAGACUACGUGGAGGGGCUCAGGGUCUUUGACAAAGAGGGAAACGGCACCAUCAUGGGCGCAGAACUACGCCACGUCCUCGCAACGCUUGGUGAGAAAAUGACUGAAGAGGAAGUAGACACUCUAUUAACUGGGCACGAAGAUGCUAAUGGCUGCAUCAAUUAUGAAGCCUUUGUCAAACACAUCAUGGCAGUCUGAGCGGAAGAGAAGCUGCAGAAGGUGGGGUUGAAUAGCUGCACCCUUCAGGCAGGACUGCUAAACCCAUCACUCCCCGGUGGAAUCAACGUCCCCCUUUUUCUACCUUUGUAUAAACACAAUCGGCCACCCAACCCUCGCUCAGAGUGCUGGCUGCAAAUAAUGCUUCAUUUAUACAGGUACUGCAAUGUGGGAACAUCACUGAGUGUUCCUCUGUGGAACCAGAAGGGGGCACCAUCGAAUGCUACAGCCUCUAUGAGAAAAACAAAUUAUUAAAUCAUUUUGACUGUCCCAAAACAAUACAUUUAC